AUGACGGCGUGGACUGAGCUCAAAGGCCGCGUUCGACAGAACCUCCACCCCAACAUUGUCACAUUGAGCGUGGGCAGGUCUGGUCAGGGGAAGCCCGACGGCGACGCGUACUUGUUCGGCUUUGACCCGAACCUUUUUCGACGAGUGCUGAUGCAUCUGCGCGCUGGAAAGGCAAGCCCAAUCGAUGACGAGUUGUCAGAAGCCGAGCGCGACAAGUAUGCGUCGAUGAUGCAUAUCUAA
Molecule: messenger RNA, 240 nt
Organism: Aphanomyces astaci
Lineage: Eukaryota; Oomycota; Saprolegniomycetes; Saprolegniales; Verrucalvaceae
Exons: 2
Coding region: 1-240 (79 amino acids)
Source: RefSeq, a predicted model, not a curated record